AUGAAUAUCCCCGAUAUUCCAGACACAGAGACUCGCGUCCUGCUUCUCUCGCUCUACGGCUAUACCGACGACCACAUCGAUGACCUACUCACCGGUCGAUGCCACGUCGAAUGCGCCAAAGAUCUCGACACAGCCAUAAACUCCAUCAUGAAUGACCGCCCCCACAUCAUCGUCGUCACUGACCCUGCCGUCACCUUCGCAGAGAACCAGACUCUUAUCUUCAAGCUGUACGAGUACGUCAAGGGCGGCGGAACGCUAAUUCUGGGCAGUCGCUUCAGCACUUGGGCCAACUUCACGGAGAUGGACAAGUUCUUCGGUGCCCUCGGACUCAACUGGAAGGCGGAGAACUUCUACCGCUCAACCGUCCAAGCGCGUUACGGAUCUGUCAAGAACCCUGAGUCUGUCCUUCACUAUUUGACGUUCCAAGUCUCGGGUGUGCAUCUCAAGAGUGUCGAUCAUCAGGCUAUGCUCUACAUCGCCUUGAAGCAGGACUCCCCGGAACUGAACAUGAAGUACAAUGUGACGCCUUUCGCCUGGAAGAAGCUGGGUGAGGGUUUUGUUGGAUACAUCAGCGAUGUGCUUAACGAUCCCAAGACUGAUGACGUUAUGCUGGCUAUGUGCGGUCUGUCGGACCCUGGAGUUAUGUCUGAAUAG
Molecule: messenger RNA, 654 nt
Organism: Aplosporella prunicola CBS 121167
Lineage: Eukaryota; Fungi; Ascomycota; Dothideomycetes; Botryosphaeriales; Aplosporellaceae
Exons: 1
Coding region: 1-654 (217 amino acids)
Source: RefSeq, a predicted model, not a curated record